CAUAUAGCAAAAUUAAAAUUUAGCCUAUAGGAUAAAAACAUAAAAUUUUAUCCAGUUUUUGCGUGAAAAGACUAAAAUGCCCCUCCUUAAAUAUUUGCAAUUUCUCGCUUUCUCUCUGUAACUCUCUCUCUCUCUCUCCCCUAUCGCUCUCUCUCUCCCCCUCUCUCUUUCCCACACCAAAUUCAACUCAAACACGGUUGAUCUGAGGGAGCUGGCGGCGGCGAGGUAUGGACGGCGCGAUCUGAAGAAUUCAGGCGGCAGCGCUACUUCAGGAGCUAGGGCACGACGGCGGAACGAUUUCAGGCAGUAGAGCACGACGACUUCAAGCUCUAGGGCACAACGACUUCAGGUGGCAGCGCAACUUUAUGAGCAAGGUAAUGUAGGCGGCGCGACUUCAGGUGCGCCGGGCAUGUUAGAAGCUGAAAGGAAUAGAGUUUCUCGCCGUGCAUCAUCCUCAUGGGAAGAGGAUGCUGACAUGAAAACACUCGAACCUCUGCCCUUGCAUCAUCGCCAAAUGGCUGGAGCAAGCUUACAGUUACAGAGGGCAGCAAAACUAUUAGACACUGGGGCUGCUAGGGCAACAAGAUUCUUGUGGCGGUAUCCGACAGCCCGCAUCAUCCUGCUGUUCUAUCUGGUUUUUGUGCAUCUCGUUUUGAUGUACCUCUUACAUCGCCUUCAGGUAUGUACAUCUGGUUACUUGCUCGAUCAUUACACCAAAAACACAUUGAUCAGCCUAUAUUAUUACUUUACACUAAACAAUAAGCAGUGAGAUGUGUGUUCAUAGUUUCGGUAUGAUGUGCAGGAACAAGCUGAUAAUAAUACACCUAAUGAAGUCGAAGAAUCUAUGAGAUUAUUUAACAGGACAUCACGUUGAGUUGCUGCCUUGCUGGGAUGUCGAUGCCAAGAAUUCACCGUCGUCUGGAUAUCUAAUGGUGAUUAUUCUGACACUAAACGAGCUUUUGUCACUAACAGGAAUUGCUCAACAUGGAAGUUUCGACUUUGGGCUAAUUCUCCACUAAUAAGAUGUAUAUGAAUUUGUGUGAUUUCCGACAGUUAUGAUGUAUUCUUUGAACGCUUGACUAUAUAUCCAUCCUUAUAUAUGAAUUGGAAAUUUAACCCAUUGCAUUUCUUGGGGGUUUUCCAAUUUAUGUUGAAGAAGCACGACAUGUAUAUGUAUAUAUAUACAGCCUCAAAUGUAUUAGUGAAAGUAAAAACAUUUAGUUGUGGACAAAUGAAGAGAUUUGGUUUCUUGCA
Messenger RNA from Salvia miltiorrhiza (redroot sage), 1254 nucleotides. Its product is annotated as golgin candidate 1-like. The record is from RefSeq and is a predicted model, not a curated record. The transcript has 5 exons. Gene Ontology annotation, cellular component: Golgi cisterna; Golgi membrane. The coding region runs from base 410 to 769 and encodes 119 amino acids. Lineage: Eukaryota; Viridiplantae; Streptophyta; Magnoliopsida; Lamiales; Lamiaceae. Gene Ontology annotation, biological process: retrograde transport, vesicle recycling within Golgi; Golgi organization.